Artibeus jamaicensis (Jamaican fruit-eating bat) is the source of this 440-nucleotide messenger RNA. RefSeq names its product UL16-binding protein 1-like. Gene Ontology annotation, cellular component: external side of plasma membrane. The transcript has 2 exons. The record is from RefSeq and is a predicted model, not a curated record. Lineage: Eukaryota; Metazoa; Chordata; Mammalia; Chiroptera; Phyllostomidae. The annotation marks the transcript as partial. Gene Ontology annotation, biological process: immune response; antigen processing and presentation of endogenous peptide antigen via MHC class Ib; antigen processing and presentation of endogenous peptide antigen via MHC class I via ER pathway, TAP-independent.
CCAAAUGGAUAGAGUGAACUUGCUGUUAUUUGACUGUGACAACGAGGUCAAAUAUAUGAAUAAUAUGUUAAAGGACACAAAAACCUUGGAAGAUAUGACACAGAAGCUGAAAGACAUGAGAGACUUGAUGAAAGGGAAACUACUUGACAUUACACCAGAGAAAAGAGAUUCUAUCACCCUGCAGGUGAGGCUGGAGUGUCAGAGUGAUGCCGAUGGAAUCUUCAGUGGAUCUUUGGAGUUGGGUUUCAAUGGACAGAGGUUCCUUGCCUUUGACGCAGAGAGUGGAAAGUAUAAAGUGGAUAAUCCCAGAGAUGAACUGAUGAAAGAGAACUGGGAGAAUGAUGAGGAAGUGACCAAGUGCUUCAAAGUUUUCCUCCAGGGAGACUGCAAGGAAUGGCUUAAAUUCUUGGUGCACAAGAAGAAAGAGCUGGAGACAACAG